AUGUUUGGGAAGAUAAAAAGUGUAAUAACCAGAAUUAAAGAGGUAGCUCCGAAAAUUAGUAACAGCCAUUGUGUCUUACAUCGCCAUGCGUUAGCAACCAAGAAACUUUCGACAGAUCUUAAAUCAGCACUAGACGUAGCUGUUCAGUGUGUGAACUUUAUAAAAUCACGCUCCUUAAAAACCAGGCUGUUCAAGAAGCUCUGUGAGAAAAUGGGGAGUGACCAACAGAAUCUUCUUUUACAUACAGAAAUCAGGUGGUUGUUCAGAGGCAAAGUUUUAAUAAGACUUUAUGAAUUGCGAGAUGAAGUAAAAAAUUUUCUGAAGGAGCAUACGAAAAGAAAUCUUUUUGAGUGGUUUCAUGAUGUGGAUUGGCUCAUAAAGUUAGCUCAACAGAUAUUUUCAACAAGUUUAAAACUUGAUAAAACUUGGGUAACAAACUUGGGUUUACAAGGAAAAAAAACUUCGAUCUUUCAAGCAAAUGACAAGAGUAAAGCUCUUAUUAGCAAGUCAUAUUAUUUAAUUGAACAAUAA
Macrosiphum euphorbiae (potato aphid) is the source of this 531-nucleotide messenger RNA. The record is from the annotation of a GenBank genome assembly. Lineage: Eukaryota; Metazoa; Arthropoda; Insecta; Hemiptera; Aphididae.